This is a messenger RNA of Astyanax mexicanus (Mexican tetra), 3842 nucleotides long. RefSeq names its product polymeric immunoglobulin receptor. Bases 93 to 2576 code for a protein of 827 amino acids. NCBI's taxonomy places the organism in Eukaryota, Metazoa, Chordata, Actinopteri, Characiformes, Acestrorhamphidae. Gene Ontology annotation, biological process: T cell costimulation; negative regulation of T cell proliferation; positive regulation of T cell proliferation. The transcript is spliced from 17 exons. Gene Ontology annotation, cellular component: external side of plasma membrane. The record is from RefSeq and is a predicted model, not a curated record.
AUAACUUCUACUCUUUACAUGUUUCUCCUAUUACCUUAUUUUUCUUAACGGCUUGCCGCCAAAAAAAAGACAAAAUCAGCGUCUGAUUGAAGAUGCUGCUCUGGGUGUAUCUGCUCUACUGUGUGCUGCAUGAGAUUUCAGGAUGUUCUGUACCGAGAGGUAUGAGAGGACCCAUCACUAAGUCUGUGGGAGAUUCGGUGGUGCUGCCCUGCUCCUGUGAAGACCUGCAGCACAACCCAAACACACUGAUGUGGGGAUAUACAAAGAGGAUUGCAUUAGGCAACUACAAUGCUGAACAUUCAGUGUUUCCAGAGGACAGAGAACAGAGUCAGAGAUACAGAGGCAGAUUUCAGAGACUGACUCAGAAUCCUCCAGGAGAUUUAUCUCUAAUCAUCUCCCACCUCACUGAAGAAGAUGAAGGACUGUAUCUGUGUGGCAUCAACGGGAAAUACACCACUGCUGUCCCUCUUUAUAUCAGAGGCUGUUCUGUGAUAAAUGAUGGUGGGAACAGUCUCAUCAAAUCUCCAGGAGAGUCUGUGCUGCUGCCCUGCUUUUGUCCCGAAGAGAAGAAGAUCAAUCCUCAGAGAGUCACAUGGUUCUUCUCAAAGCCGGGGUCUGCAGAUAAGAUCUCAGUGUCUAAUGAGACUCAAUCCUACAGCGGCAGAGUUUGGAUGUUUGAUCAACCAAAAUCCAGGAAUUUCUCUUUUCUCAUCUCAGACCUGAAUAAAGACGACUCUGGAGAAUACCGGUGCAGAGCUGAUGAAAAAUACAGGCCAUAUGUCACACUAGAGGUCAAAGGCUGCACUCUGUCAGAGAAUAAACAGACAGUUCCAAUAAUCAGAUCAUCAGGAGAGUCUGUUCUUCUGUCCUGCUCCUGUACUGACCUGCAGGACAGUCCUGAAAGAGUACAGUGGAGAACACCAGACCAUGAAGAUCUCUUCUCUACUGAACUCCAUCAGAGAUACAGAGACAGAGUUCAGACGUUUAAGCAGAACUCUCCAGGAAACCUCUCUGUACUGAUCUCAGACCUGACUGUAGAGGAUGGAGGAACAUAUUCAUGCUGGAUAAACCAGAACCAGCACAGGACCUUCAGCCUCACUGUUAAAGACUGUACACUGUCAAACUCUCAGGAGAAUCAGAUUGUUGGAUACUCAAGAGGGUCUGUUCUCCUGUCCUGCUCCUGCACUGACCCACAGACCAGACCUGUUAGCAUAAAAUGGGAGCGUGUAGACUCAGGUGUGAUGGAAGUAUCCAAUAGAACGGGACGCUAUGCAGGAAGAAUCCACAUGUUUAAUGAGAAACAUCCAGCAAAUCUCUCUCUACUUCUCUCCAACCUGACCAAGCAAGACAACGGCACAUACAGAUGUACAAUCAACAAUGAAAAGUCCAUCUCAAUGAAGCUUACUGUUAAAGACUGUACACUGUCAAACUCUCAGGAGAAACUGAUUGUUGGAUACUCAGGAGAGUUUGUUCUGCUGUCCUGCUCCUGCACUGACCCACAGACCAGACCUGUUAGCAUAAAAUGGGAGCAUGUAGACUCAGAUGUGAUGGAAGUAUCCAAUAUAACGAGACGCUAUGCAGGAAGAAUCCACAUGUUUAACGAGAAACAUCCAGCAAAUCUCUCUCUACUUCUCUCCAACCUGACCGAGCAAGACGAGGGCCUGUACAGAUGUACAAUCAACAAUAAAACGUCCAUAUCAAUGAGGCUUAACGUUAAAGGCUGUACACUGUCAAACUCUCAGGAGAAUCAGAUUGUUAGAUACCCAGGAGAGUCUGUUCUCCUGCCCUGCUCCUGCACUGACCCACAGACCAGACCUGUUAGCAUAAAAUGGGAGCAUGUAGACUCAAAUGGGACGGAAGUAUCCAAUAUAACUGAACGCUAUGCAGGAAGAAUCCACAUGUUUAAUGAGAAACAUCCAGCAAAUCUCUCUCUACUUCUCUUCAACUUAACCAAGCAAGACAACGGCACGUACAGAUGUACAAUCAACAACGAAAAGUCCAUCUCAAUGAAGCUUAACGUUAAAGACUGUACACUGUCAAGCUCUCAGGAGACUCCGAUUGUUGGACAACCAGGUAAUACAACCUUUGAGAUGAACUGGACGUACUGGACGCCCAUCCUCAGCUGCGUGUUUCUGAUCCUGCUUUUACUGCUAGGAGCAGCUGCAUACAUCUUCUGCAAACACAGAAAAGGAAAAAGGAGAAGUGGAAAAGAAACAGAACAAAGAGGAAAUAAAGAGGACGAUAUUACAUACUCAUCUAUUGCACAUGGAAAGAAGGCGAAACCCCCAAACACUGAGGACAAUAUUACAUACGCAUCUAUUGCACAUGGAAAGAAGGCGAAGCCCCCAAAGACUGAAGACGAUGUCAUCUACUCUUCCGUAGUUCAUGAUAAAAAAGCAAAACCAACACAAAGACAGGCUGAGGAGGAUGUGACCUACGCGGACGUAGCUUUUCGUAGAAAGUCCAAGAAAGCAGAAAAGCAGAACAACGUGACCUUCUCAUCUGAAGCCUGCAAAUCAGAAAGAGACACUGAAGAGCCCACCGUUUAUGCCAGUGUGAAAACUACCAAGAAAUAAGUAAUACAUUAAAGAAACUAAUAACAAUAAUGUCAAUAGGGCUGAGAGGUUAAUCAAAUGAAUUUUUAUUAAUCGAAUGUAUGUUUCAAUGCUAUUUUUAAAAUAGGAUAAUGGAGAUUGUACAUCUUCACAUAUAUAAGCAGACAGAGGGCAUCUCAGUAGAUAUACAUUUGCUUCUGUCAGAAACCUGUAUAGCAGAGGUGGAAAAAGUACUGAAAAAUUGUAAUUAAGUAAAAGUAUCUUUACUUUGCUAAAAUUCUACUCAAGUAAAAGAAAAAGGAGCCAUCUAAAAAUCUACUCGAGUAAAAGUAAAAAAUUUAAUUUAAAAUGUACUUUGAGUAAAAGUUACACAGUUACUUUUAAUUAUUUGAUGUAAAAAAAAGUACAACAAAUCAUAAAUUAAAUUGUUUUUUUUUAAUGACCUAUUAUUCCACUUAAUAAUUUGGAUCUUUCAGGCAGUAUUUGUUCAGACCACCCCAUAAAACAUUUUCAAGAACAAGUGGCAUAGGUUUCUAUGAUCCAUUUUUUUCUUUACUGUUUAAAAAUUAGGGUCAUAUAGUUGACUGUAAAUCGUAUUUUUAUAGUUUUACUGUUCAUUAUUAUUUUUUAACUUGCCAUUGCUAUGCUUUAACUGCUAUUUACAUGAUUUUUUUUAACAUUCAAGCAGAUAGUUUAAUGUUCUCAAUAAAAACGUAAGGAAUUAUCAUUAAAAACAUAAAAUCGUACAAAAAAAUGUUGAUCGGCGAAUGCGCGGUGCCGUAAAAAAACACUUAUCGAUGGGUAGCAUAACUCGACAGAACACCGGUUCCCCCGAGCCGCGCACACAGACCUCAGGCCGCGCUGCUGUUUUACACAGCGUCCCUCCCGCUAACCAUAAUAAACAUUGCUAGAAAAAGUUCAGCUGCGCUGCCAACACAGCAAACAGAUUUCUCUCACCACCAAGGGAAACUCAAUUUGUGGACGCAGGUUGAAAACUGUGUGAAUACAUUAAAGAAACUAAUAAUAAUGUCAAUAGGGCUGAGAGGUUAAUCAAAUUAAUUAAUCGAUGAUUAAUCAAAUUACUGUUUUAAUGCGAUUUUCAAAAUAGGAUAAUGGAGAUUGUACAUCUUCACAUAUAUAAGCUGGCAGAGGGCAUCUCACUAGAGAGACAUUUGCUUCUUUCAGAAACCUGUAUAGUACUUUUAAUUUUUUUCUUUAUUCUUUUCUUUAACUAAAAUAUGGGGAGGCUUUGGUUGCACUGUGUUUAAUAUAAAAGCUGCAUGUAAG